AUGACCUCCCCUCCCCCAAAUAUCCCCCCGGCUGGGCGUCCUGGCUAUGAGAGAGAGGGGUUGGAUCCUGCCCGGGACCAUGACGCUGGCCGUCGGGCCCGUGAGGUAUACAGUAUAUUCCACCCCCCGAGCCUUAUCCCGCCGAUUGACGAGGAUGCGACUUGGCCGCCGCUCGAGUCCGAGAUUCUUCCGCAUGGAGCUCUCCCGACUCGACAUCCCUCCGCCGCCGCCUCCCCCCACUUGGACGCAGUAGACCCCGGACAUACUGCCCCUUUGGUGCUCGAGCCACAUCUUGGCCACCACAACGAGACCCUGACAUCCUUUGCUCAACUGGCAGCCCUGCGCCUGGAUGUUGAGCGUGUCCUCAUUAGCGUCUCCGAUCAGGACUCGCAGUUCAUCAUCGCCCAAGCAGCACAGACCAGCCAGGGUGAUCUGGAUUUGCAGCAUCUGAGCGAGGGGGUCUGGAACGGCAAUACGCGAUUGUCCCUGGACGACUGGAUUAUGUGCAGGGACACACUCGACCUUCCUCCAUCUGAUGCAAAGAAUGGUAACUACUCAUUCAUCGAGGUCAACGACCUGAGCACCGACGAGCGGUAUCGGGAUCUUCCCUUCGUGCGCGGGGACCCCUGCUUCCGCUUCUACGCUGGGACGCCUCUGACCGGGGAGAAGGAAAUCAACAUUGGCUCCAUCUUUGUCCUAGACAAGAAGCCUCACGCCGAGGGCCUGACGGCAGUUGAGAAGAAAGCCUUGGUGACCGUCGGGGCACUCGUCACCGAAUAUCUAGCGGUCAGUCGUCAGGCCACCGAUGGACGUCGUGCGGCCCGGCUCUCUCGCGCAUUGAACUAUUUCGUUGAAGGCAGCUCAGCAAUGCAGGAAAGAUCGAGUGCCCCUACCACCCCCGCUGCCUGUACAGGCUCGUUGUCGUGGUCGACGCCGCCACCCGCUCCCUCAUCCAUUCGAUCUGAGGGUCAGCGAUCCGCUGAGUUUCCCCCACGCGGUGGGAUUAGCGAAACUCGCUCGAAUCAAUCUCAGAGUACGCGAAGUCAGGGCAAGCGGGCUUCCCGCACGCGGUCUUCCCGCACGCGGUCCACUUCCCGUGAAAGGCGGGAGUCGGUUGCCUCCAGGUCUGAGGGAACCACCAGCACUGCGCAACAUCGAUCAUCAGGGAGCUCCACGGGGUCUCUCUGGAUGUUUCAGCGCGCAGCCAACCUGCUUCGCGAGAGUCUAGAACUGGGUGACGAUGGCGGCGUGAUCUUCCUCCGUGCGGACCCUCAUCUAUUGCACGAGACCAAAUGGCGCACAAGCAGUAGCAGUGGCACGUCCACCUUGCGCGAGCCCUUCGCUUCACAAUCUGGUGGUUCUAGAAGUACACAGUAUCCCGCAUCGGAGUUGAACUUGGAAUUUCUGCACCAGCUACUAGAACGUUAUAAUUAUGGACGACUGUGGUCAUUUUUCCGGGACGGGCUCCUCUCCAGUUCUGACGAUGACCGACCAGCACAAGCGGAAUCCCAUGCAGCAACCGCCGACCAAUCCAAGGGGAUGAAAGCAUCCGAGAACUCAACACUCAACCGCUACUUUCCCGGCGCCACGCAAGUCUUAUUCGUACCUCUCUGGAAUGCAGCAGAUUCCCAGUGGUUUGCCGGCUGUUUCUGCUGGAACACACUAGAGACGCGUGUCUUUAACCCUACUGUCGAACUGAGCUCUGUGCUAGGCUUCGCUUCAUCCAUCAUGGCGGAAUACAGUCGGAUGCAGUCCGUGGCCGCGGAUCGCCAAAAGAGCCAUUUCAUCGGUAGCAUCUCGCAUGAAUUACGGAGCCCUCUUCACGGAAUUAUGGCCGCCGGCGAGUUUCUGCACGGCACCCGGUUGGAUGAGUUCCAGCGAUCUUUACUGGACACCAUCUCCAACUGCGGCCGCACCCUGCUGGAUACCAUGAAUCAGGUUCUAGAUUAUAGCAAAACCGUCUCCUCGGAGCGGGGCCGCGCGCACGCCAAGCGACGCAGCGCUAAGCGAACCAACUCUGGUGCCUCGUCACUACUGGACACCUCGGUGGCUACGGAUUUGAGCGCGCUGGCCGAGGAGGUCGUAGAAGGCGUCUACUUGGGCCAUGCCUAUGGGCAGAGAUCUAUGGCCCCUUCCGACUGUCCGGAGAUGGCGACGCCGCAAUCGCUGCCUGAUUCUUCUGCGUCGAACCCCAACCCUGAUCGGCCCGCAGUUGAAGUCAUCCUCGACAUCGCGCGACACCACUGGGUAUACCAGACCCAUCCAGGUGCAUUGCGACGGAUUAUCAUGAACUUAGUCGGGAAUGCUCUGAAAUACACGGAGGCGGGGCAGGUCUCUCUGGCAAUGGAGGUAGUCGAAGUGGCGCCAAGAAAGGCUGGGGCUAACGGUUAUAAACCUGGAGAAACUCUGAUGCUGACAGUAUCGGACACGGGCAAAGGCAUUUCGGAGGAAUUUCUACGGAACCGUCUUUACACCCCAUUCGCGCAGGAGGAUCCACUGGCCGUAGGCACAGGGUUGGGGCUGUCUAUCGUUCGGAGUCUUGUCAAAUCGUUGGAAGGCAACAUCACAUUCCACAGCUCUGCCGGCCAAGGGACCACCGUCAAGGUGUCGAUUCCGCUCACUCGCCCGGGCCUGGAAGACAGCUCCUUGGAGCGUCAGUUCCAGGAUCUAACGGUGCAAGGAACGAAGGGCUCCGAGCCGAUUGGGAAGCAUGCUGGUAGACGCGUGAGCAUUCUCCUUGAUGGAGAAGCGGACCAACUCUCGUCAUCUCCACGUUGGUCAAUCAUCCGUCGCUACCUGGUAGAGUGGUUUGGAAUCGAGCUUGUCCCGCCCUGCGGCGACUCACCUGCGGACUUUAUGCUUGUGGAUGGAACUACAACUGUCACACUCGGCAGUGAAGACAUUCCACUCCCGCCGAUUAUCGUCGUUUGGGACCCAUCGAUCUCUCCCUCGAGUCCGCUGCCAGAGUGGCUAUCUUCAGCCCCUACCGUGAACUUUGUCCGUCUGCCGUGCGGACCCUGGAAGCUGUCUGCUGCAAUCGAGCGCUGCCUGAACCAGCAAUCCGAGACCUCUGUAGCCCCCCCGCAAGUGCGAGCGUUGCCCGCCGUGCAAGGCGACCUACCUCUGGAAGCGACUACUCAGACCCAGUCAACCCUGUGCCCUCAAUGCCAGAACGAAUCACCACAAGAAUCAACUGUGCAAAGAAGCACGCGAGGCCCACGCGUCUUGGUGGUUGAGGACAAUCCCAUCAACCGCAACCUCAUCCUGACAUUCCUGAAGAAGCGGAAUCUCGCUGCUCUUGAGUCGGCCGACAAUGGCAAACGCGCUGUCGAAGCAGUGGAGCGGGCACAGCAAGGCUACGACCUGAUUUUCAUGGACAUUUCCAUGCCUGUGAUGAACGGCUUCGAAGCCACCCGCGCCAUUCGCGCCCUAGAGAGAGAACGAGACAGCGGCGUCAAGGCCAAGAUCAUCGCUCUCACCGGUCUCAGCAGCGCAGAAGACGAAAGGGAGGCCCUGAACGCCGGGAUGGAUAUGUUCGUGACCAAGCCCUUCUCAUUUGAGAAAUUGUCCGAGUAUUUGGAUAAAUGGAAGCAGAACGAACUAUGA
Molecule: messenger RNA, 3606 nt
Organism: Aspergillus saccharolyticus JOP 1030-1
Lineage: Eukaryota; Fungi; Ascomycota; Eurotiomycetes; Eurotiales; Aspergillaceae
Product: hybrid sensor histidine kinase/response regulator
Exons: 6
Coding region: 1-3606 (1201 amino acids)
Biological process (GO): phosphorelay signal transduction system; protein autophosphorylation
Molecular function (GO): phosphorelay sensor kinase activity; histidine phosphotransfer kinase activity
Source: RefSeq, a predicted model, not a curated record